Messenger RNA from Wasmannia auropunctata (little fire ant), 3197 nucleotides. RefSeq names its product leucine-rich repeat and immunoglobulin-like domain-containing nogo receptor-interacting protein 1 (gene Lapsyn). The record is from RefSeq and is a predicted model, not a curated record. The coding region runs from base 796 to 1887 and encodes 363 amino acids. NCBI's taxonomy places the organism in Eukaryota, Metazoa, Arthropoda, Insecta, Hymenoptera, Formicidae. Gene Ontology annotation, molecular function: voltage-gated potassium channel activity; potassium channel activator activity; transmembrane transporter binding. The transcript is spliced from 4 exons. Gene Ontology annotation, cellular component: voltage-gated potassium channel complex.
GUUCGGCGAAGCCGCCGAUCGAGGGAGUCCCGAUCCCGCGGCGAGCGGCACUCGCAGUUGCGCGCGAGACGCCGUCGAGGUGACUUCGUACUCGUGCGAGAUAUAACGCUGCGGUGUCAGUAUAGAGAUCCGGUUGCGGAAUUCUUACGUGUUCACGUGGAACUGAUUUCAAUAUCGCCUUCAAGUUACGUGGAUUUAUUGUUACGAGGCGGAUAGAAACGCGCGCGGGAAUACACCUGUCGCGUCGGCGAUUUUAACCUCCCGAGGCCUCGUCGGUAGGACGCUGUCAGUGUACGUGUUUACGUUACAUUCGCACUUCUGUGACGACGAUUCAUCGUUCGGCUGCGACUUCGUGGAGGCCGGUGACGCAACGCUCCCGGCUCCUGUACAACGAGGAAGAAAAAGUCCGCGAUAUGACGGAGUAGCGGCGCGGUUCCAAGUCGAGCUUCACCUUGCUAACUCCACUCCGCCUCGCUUCGCCCCGCUUCUCGUUCCUCCCUCCCGCUCCAGCUCUCCUUUCGUCAUCCUCCCUGCCCGCCCGUCUCGUCCUUACCGACGCGUGUGCGCGCGCGAUACCUAUAUACCGCCGAGCGGACUUACGUCUUAUGCGAUGGUGUGCGUGAGAUCGCGCGUGCGGAUCGUUCGUGAACUCAGCAGCAGCAGCAGCCUGUAGCUCGUCCACGGCAAAAUUGGAGGUGGAAUUCAUAGAAGGGUAGAGAAGCAGCCCGGAAGAAGAAAAGAGAGAGAGAGAGAGACCCGUUUUCUCGACCGUCCGUCGACCAUCCGAAUCCGACGAUGCGGCCCCUCAGGAAGUCGUCGUGGCGAUGGACCAUCAGUAAAAUAGACAUGAGCAUCCUUCUCUUUAAUGGCUUUCUGCUACUGGGCUUCGUCGUGGCGACGAUACCACCGGAAAUGGCCUUGGUGCUGGGCAAGCCGAACUCGACUCCCGCUCCCGAGAAGAAGUGCCAGCACAUCAGGAGCUACAAGAUGCUGGAGGCGUCCUGCUCCAAAAUGGAGUGGACCAAUAUCCCCACGAAUUUGAAAACGGACAUACAGGUGCUGGAUGCUACCUGGAAUCGAAUCAGGGAGUUGAAGAACAACAGUCUGGAUCCUUACACGAACUUGGCCUACAUCUACCUGGGUGACAAUUUCAUUUCAACCAUCGAAGAAGGGGCCUUCGCCAAUCAAAAGUAUCUCGAGGUGCUGGAGCUCUCGACGAACGGUUGCGACACUCUGCCGAAGAGCCUCUUCCAGCUGCCGUAUCUCCGCACGCUCUACCUCAGUGGCAACAGGCUCACCGACUCGGUGUUCAACGUGGAGGUUACCUCGCCCCUCAGGCUGCUACAGCUGACCGACAACAGACUCACCCAGCUCCCGCGUAUCGGCCUGCAGCCGAGCCUCACCACCCUCAACGUGUCCAAGAAUCAGAUCACCUCGAUCAAUGCCGAGGACCUGGCGCAGUUCUGCUCGCUGAACGUACUCGAUCUCUCCGGGAACGCGAUCAAGUUCAACAAGUUCGGCUGCGAAUGUCAGACACUGAAUGCCUGGGUCAAGCUACGUGAGAUCAAGAUGAAGCCGAAAUUCUUCAUUUGCGCCAACUCGCCGACCGAGGAUUGCGCCAAUGUAACAUUCAACAAUCGGACGUACGAGCUGUACAACGAGUGCUCGGGCAUUAUACAGCAAGCGCAGGAGACCGAGAAGGCACGCUCGGUCUGGAUACUGGUGGUCUCGUGCGUCGCGGGGUUCCUCUUCGUCGCCUUCGUAGUGCUGUUCUGCAUGCACAAGCGGAAUCGCAAGCGGCGCAGGAAGCAGAAGGAGCAGCAGCAGCUAACGGCGAACAACGCCAACACCGAGCUGCUGAACAGCAAUCUGACCGGUAGUUCGUGAAAUAAUCGCCGAAACGUCGUACAACAAUAGAAAUUGUGGAGGAUCCUGUGUCGAUGCCGAGAAUAAAUGCUUUAUACGAGAGCCGCGAGGAAAUGAAAGUUUUGAGGACCCUUACAGAAAUUUAAUACUGGAAGGUAGCAAUUGAUUACUUAUUUUGAGUAUUUACUGAGAACAGCAGCUUGCUUUUAAAGUAAGUAAUUUCCAAGUAUUAAAUUGGCCAGUACAUGAAAUUGGAUUUCUGUAAGGGAAGUUAUCGACUUCGAAGAAAAAAAAGGAAAAAAAAAAUGAAUUAAUUAACCAUGUUCAAAGUAUCUGAGAGACCUGUUGGUGUUUAUUGAGAGUUUAAUCGAUGAAUUCAGAGAAGAGAGAAUUUAAUCGGAUAUAUCGACAGAUACGUGCCUAACCGUUUGUAUCUGAUCAUUAAUACACACGUUCGCAUUUGCAUGUUCAAUAAACGUGAAACAUUAAAAGCUGGAAUUCUCCUGGCGCGACUGCCAUUUUCAAAGAUAUUAUAUACAAGUUUUCAGAAGAAGUGAGAUAUAUAAUAUUAGCCUCUUAUAAAUUACGAGCGAUAUAUAUAAUAAGAAAUCGUUACCAUCCAAGAUAUCGAGCGAAAUGGAUAUUUAGAUUACUUUAAGACUUUUCCCCUCCCCUCCCCCGAAGAGAAGCAUAGCCAUCGAAAGUAACCCAAUAGAGAAGAUAACUUCGUGAAGACUAUGCUUACAAGAGGGUGACACCCGAUUGACUACGUCCCAAUUGAUCACCAGCCACAGCGCUUGAACAGUGGAAAAUCUCUAGGCACCGGCCGCUGUCAGUGGCUGUGGUCAAUCGGGACGUGGUCAAACGGGACGCUCCCUUACAGAUAUACAACGCGUUACCUUAUAAAAUGUGUAAAUGUUCUAUAUUGUGUUCACGUAUAUAUAUAAUGGUUACGAUUACAUAUAUAAGAUAUAUGUGAAUGUGAUGGAUUUUCAAGGACUCUGCGUGUUUCGAAUGAAUUAUUAUAUUCAUCUCACUAUACUCUUUGCGACGAUAGGUACUACCGAUUUUGAUUUCGGUAAAACGAAUCUCGGAAGCGUCGUUCGCGCUCAUUAUCGUGCUUUUGUCGAUGUAAUUAAUAGCAAUGCGAGGUUUAUUGCACGCGAUUAAACGGUACUUAAAGAAGAGCUUUCUUUCAGAUGAUAUUGCGACGUCAAGGAUGAAUUCCUUUGUCCAAGUGUUAAGUAAUAGGAUGAUUUUAUUUUUUGUCGUAAUUAUCUCUGUCUCUUCUCACUAACUUGACAAUUUUGUAUGAUGACAUUUUUUUUUAU